CGCCAAGUAGCCAAGCCUUCAGCUAUUUUGGGGCCCCUGUGUCAGCUGUGUGUAGGCCAAGAUGGCGGCUCAGGAUGGCGGCCCUGUUAUGCCAUUAGAGCUCACGGACGAAGAGAGGGCUGUUUUACGGGAAUGCAGAGUGAACAGUUUGUAUUUCAGAGGGAUCCCACUAGGAACAGUCUCUGUCCUUCUUACCAGAGAGAUAAUUAAAUGGGGUUACCUUCCCAAAGCCAAGAGGUUUGCCGGACUUUAUUACUCUGGGAUGUUUGCUGUUGGUCUUUUCGCUGGGAUCGGGUCAUACCGUAAAGCAUGCAUGGAUAAGAUUAUGAGAUUGGAAAAUUCAAAUCUGGCAAAUCAAGUUAGAGAGUUCUACAAAAAGGCAGGAAUACAAGAGGGGUAUGGAGCUGAGCAGAAUUUGUCCACCUCUGAUGAGUUUGGGGAACAUAAGUCUGUAUUUCAAGAGAGCUUGCCACUGACUCAGUCACCAUCACAAGAGCUUCGUUCUGAUAAUACAGAGUCUGCAUGGCCCUUGGCUCAUCCUGACGAUCUCAAGGCCACAGGAAAGACCUACACCAGUUAUGAAGAUCUGCGCAAGCAAAAUCGUAACCAGUGGGCAACACCACAGCAACAUCCAAGAAGGGACAACAACUUGCAAGGAGCUCAGCACCCCGCUGCAGAUAACUUAUCAUUAUCAGACGAGGUUAAAGAAUACCAUUCCCCAGCUGAUUCUUACAGCAUGGAUGAUAGCCCAUCAACAUGGAUUUCAGAUGAUGCUCCCACCAGUAAGGAGGAAACCCCCUCCCCAUCAAGUGGGAAGUGGCCACGCCCAAGAAUGGCAGGUCCUCCUUUAAAACCCAAGAACCAAUAUGGUGAUGACAUGGAAUGAACCUUGAAACAUGUCCCAAGCUAAGAAUGACAUCACCAGGCCGAGUGACUCAAGUUGAAAUAUAAACAGAUUAAAAGAGGAGGAAGAAGCUUAUUUCAACCAAGACUUUUUAAAAGCAGCCAAAGGGCUUGCUGCCCCAAGAGAAUGUUGAGAAGCAUUGCUUGUUUAAUUUCUUCCAUAUCUACCCCAUAUUUAUACCACCACCCAAAAAAGUGUUAUUAAGAUAAUUUCCGACAGAAUAUUGAAUAGUGUCCAGCAAUGGGCGUCAAAAAAUCUUGUACCAGGACAUUUUUAAAUUUUGCCGCAAUUUUUUUUGGCAUGUAAGCAUGUCAGUAAACAUGUGUGGGUUUUCCAUUGAAAUAUCUUUAUUGGAAGUUGUUAAAAUUGAUGUUAAAUUAAUUACAAUAAUUUCGACCCCACAUCCUUUAGUCUGAUCUUGGUGGAUUCAUUCCCCCAUGAAAAAUAAUUAAAAGUACCUUACAAAUUAGAUUUUUAACCUUUUCGAAAGCAAAACAUGAUUCAGCAAUCAUGCUCGGUGAUCAAAAAGGACAAAAAACUUCUAAGAAGAACCCCCAAAAUUUAUCAGAAGCUUGUACUUAUGAAUGAAUGAUAAAAAUUAACAAGCUUUUUCAAUUUUGUUCUUUACAGUAUACUGUACUUCAAUUAUACAAAUACAAUUUAAUAGUUUUGAAAUCAUUUGGUUACAUUUUGGUAUUUUGUAAAUCCAAGCGAUUUUGUAGACCUGGAUUGGUUGAUGCGAAAAUAUCAUUCGGAUAAACGUAAGAAUAAAGAUUUAUCUGUAGUA
Messenger RNA from Nematostella vectensis (starlet sea anemone), 1691 nucleotides. RefSeq names its product OCIA domain-containing protein 1. The record is from RefSeq and is a predicted model, not a curated record. NCBI's taxonomy places the organism in Eukaryota, Metazoa, Cnidaria, Anthozoa, Actiniaria, Edwardsiidae. Bases 62 to 886 code for a protein of 274 amino acids. The transcript has 9 exons. Gene Ontology annotation, cellular component: endosome.